UGACUUCCGCUCCGUUUUUCGACGACCAGGCUGACUGCAUCAGAUUCUGACUGUCGGACCGUUUGCGAUCGCAGCAACGUAUGCAUCAAUUCUGAAAAGUGCAAUAGAUGUGGAAAACACAACUGUAUAUGAAGUGCUCUUGAUGAAUACGGAAUAUAUAUUUCAGCAACUUGUCUAUGUUCAGUCAACUCUUCCAUCUGUUACGACGAAUGAAUAUAUACUCCGCGUGUUCCUCCAGCAUGGUCAAUUUUGCUAACCGUCGUUUCUGCGCUCAUGGGCAGAGUGAUAAUACUUCAGGAUCCACACACCGUAUAAUCCAUGGAAUGUACGGUUCGUUAAUGCCAGGUGUAGUGGGUAAGCUACGUUGCUGCGAUCGCAAACGGUCCGACAGUCAGAAUCUGAUGCAGUCAGCCUGGUCGUCGAAAAACGGAGCGGAAGUCACCGGGGUCAAAGUACACCAUUGCACGCGACUCAACAAAUUACGCCCACUCAGUCGCGCGUAUAAAAAUCGAGGUGUCGUUCUUUCCACUUGAUCCCCACCAGACUACUUCUUGAUCUAGCCUUUCCGUUUCUCGUCACAGUGCUUCUACCUGCACCAAAACAAUGGCUCAAGGUGGGAAGCAACCGGUGCAGUGGAUGGCGGCACCGCAGGCGAUCCAGGGCUGUCCGCCUGGACUGGAGUACCUGACUCAGGUGGACCAGCUGCUGGUCCACCAGCAGGUGGAGCUACUCGAGGUGGUGUCUCUCUGUCUGCAGGUGAUUCACAUUGAGCGUCCGUUGCGCUGCCAGGCCUGGUGCUGCUUCUGCUGUCUCCAGAAGAUUGAGGUCCAGAGUCCACCGGGGACAGUGGUGGGCUACGUGAAGCAGGACCUGAGUUUCAUCUACCCCUGGUUCACCAUCGAGAAUGCCGACGGCGAGCCGGUGCUCAAGAUCAAGGGGCCCUGCUGGACCUGCAAGUGGUGCGAAGUCGAGUUUGAGGUCCUCUCAGUGAAUGGAGAACAGCAGGUGGGGAAGAUCUCCAAGCAGUGGUCGGGGCUGGCCAAAGAGUACUUCACUGAUGCUGAUAACUUUGGUAUCCAAUUUCCAAUGGACCUGGACGUGAAGAUGAAGGCAGUCAUGAUUGGAGCUGUCUUUCUCAUUGACUUCAUGUUCUUUGAGAGGAGUGGGAACAACUAAAAGUAUGGGGAGAAAAACUUUAUUCUGUAUUUAGAGACCGUGCUAUAGCUAUGUUUCAGACAAAGUAUUGUAAUGUGUUUUUAUGGCAUGCUACACUUGUUUUUAUCACACACAUGCGGAGUUGAGGCAGGCCUUACUAUAUAUAUAGUUGGUAGUAGACAGACAAUGCAUAUUUUCGUGGUGACUGUGCUGGGACGGUGAUUACUUAGCUGGAGUUUCAGUGUCCCUGCCUCUCCAACUCUAUCCCAUGCUAGCUUUGUAAUUGUGCUUGCUUG
This is a messenger RNA of Geodia barretti, 1451 nucleotides long. The record is from the annotation of a GenBank genome assembly. Lineage: Eukaryota; Metazoa; Porifera; Demospongiae; Tetractinellida; Geodiidae.